Amphimedon queenslandica is the source of this 876-nucleotide messenger RNA. Its product is annotated as WW domain-binding protein 11-like. The record is from RefSeq and is a predicted model, not a curated record. The transcript is spliced from 5 exons. Bases 1 to 876 code for a protein of 291 amino acids. NCBI's taxonomy places the organism in Eukaryota, Metazoa, Porifera, Demospongiae, Haplosclerida, Niphatidae.
AUGGUGGACCCAACCCCUCCCGUAAUCAUCCCAGAAGACCCAGCGGGGGAUGGGAGCACUACUCACACUGACCCGACACUUGGUGUUUGCACUGACCCGACCGGUACACACAGGCCAGAGGUCAUCCUCCCAACUACCUCAGCCUCAGAGACUCCAGUUGGAGCCAGUGUGCUUGCAGGGAUCAUAACUAUGACAGUCCAGGCGUGGCUCAACAAUGCCCCCGCGAGCUCUACGACUGUCCCCACGGCUCGAACAUCUGGUUCUGGGGACCCACCACUGGAGCUACCCCUGUCAGGACAGAUAGAACUAAUAGAAGAAGGAAGGAGGAAUAGAGGAGAAAUAAAGGACAGUGAUGGUGGGGAAGAAACGGGCAGGAAGCGAAACAUGGGGGACAGAAGAAACAGAGACGGGAGAAGACACAGGCAUGGGAGGGGAGACAGAAGAGGAGGCAACAUAGGGGUAAAGGGAAAGAGGUACGAGGUGGUGGGAGAGAAGAAGGAAAAGGUGGCCAAAAAAGUGGAGGUGGCCAAGGAAGACGCCAGUAAGGAAAAAGGGGCCAAAGAGGAGGAGGCCCUGCUACAACAGAAUAUGGAUGUUACUGCACCAGUAAUUGAUGGUCAUGGAGGUCCUCCUCCACUACUACCACCAGUUGCAGCCGGUGGAGGUCAUGGAGGUCCUCCACCACCACCACCAGGACAUGUUGCUGGUGGUCAUGAUCCUCCUCCACCACCACCACCACCAGUCACACCGGUUGUAGCCGGCGGGCAUGGAGGUCCUCCACCACCACCACCGCCAGUUGCAGGUGGUCUUGGAGGUCCUCAAUCACCACCAGUUGCUGGUGGUGGUGGAGGUCCACCACCACAACCAUUGCCAUAG